CCCCCUCCCUCCCACCCAAGUGCACUAAUGCAGGCGCACUUUAUUUUCUGUGCUCCUCGAUAUCACCACUAUCCCAGCACUCACUUUUCUCCUGCUGAAUAAACUGAUUCCUGAGUCAAGAACUCCUGCUGUCAAAAUGGCAGAGUCACAGAUUGAACCCCCAUGCAAACUGCAUCGUCUGUUCAGAGUUUACGAUCCUGAGGUUGUAGCGGUUAUGACAAUAUUACUUGGACUGUUCCAAGUGCUUCUGGGAUUUCCGGCUUACUACAUGAGCAUCAACAUAAAACUACUACAUGUGUGCCCAGUUUUCGUUGGAGCAGUAUAUGUGGCUGGAGGAUCAUUUGCAAUGGCAUGCAUAAGAAUUCCUAGCAGGAAGCUGGUGAAAAGCUGCCUGUAUGCCAGUGUCUUUGGGCUGUUGGUGGGAUUGAGUGCCAUUUUUGUUUAUGCCUACGCAAUCUAUGACAUGAAGUCUGUUAUAGUCUGCGAACCAGAAGAGAUUUUACAUGAUUGUACACCAUAUGGAGUAUUUGAAUAUUUCAACGCAUUCUCAGCACUGCUUUUGAUUUAUGACAUGGGAGCGCUCAUUCUUCAAGGCCUCCUUUUAUUUUCAGCUAGGAAAGGUUUGAAAACAAACUGAAAAACAAACAAAAAAAACCCACACAAGUCUAUAAUGAACCAAUAUAACAACAUUGUGUGAGUGUAUAUAUAUAUAUAUAUAUAUAUAUAUAUAUAUAUACACACACAUACAUACAUACAUAUAUACACAUACACUCAUAUACUCAUAUAUACACAUACUAACUGAGAAACUGUAAAAUGUGAUGUAUUACAAUUUCUGUAGCUCAGAAAUUGUACUUUUUUAUAUACUUUUUAAUUUCAUCCUUUUUUUAAAUAAAAAUAAAGUUUUGAAAAGUAAGCAUGGUGCUGUGUGCAUGCAAAAAAGCAUUUUGUGUUAACCCUUUCGCACAGUACACUGGUGCUUAUUUCCACCGCUGUAUUGGAAAUGAACUUUUGUCAUUUUCAAUUAGUUUUUAUUCAAGUGACAAUUAUUUUAUCGCAACAACUCUGUUAUGAGAUUGUUCAGGACCCUGUUGGGUUUCUGUAUGUAAAGUACAACCAAUAGCAUUGGUAUACAAGGACACAACAACUAAAUCCUUUUUGAUAGUAAAACACUGUAUACCACUGCCACAAUAAAAAUAUAAUAAUAAAACGUCUAGGCAAUGUCUAAAAGAAAUACAGAAACUGCAAAUUCUUAAAGCCCUGAGUGUCUACUUUCAUACAUGCCAUUAACCACUACUGUGUAGUGUGACAGCACAAACAAAUUCAGUGCUGAACAUGCAUGGGCACCUCCAAAACACACAGAAAUUCUAUUUUCUGUCCUCUGGUACGUAUGAAAGUGUUAGCUGCCACUUUGUAGACAUACUUUAUACAAAGACUUAAUUGGGAUUAUAUUACAACCCCAAUUCCAAAAAAGUUGGGACAGUAUGGAAAAUGCAAAAAAAGAAACCCAAAAGAGUUAUCUGAAAAUUCACUGCACCCGGUACUGUAUUGAAAACACAUUAUUUGAUGUUUUACUUUGUGAAUUUAAUUUAUAUUUGAAAAUAUACACUCAUUUCAAAUUUGCUGACUGCAACACACCAAAGAAGUUGGGACAGUUGACUGUUUAACACUGUAACAUCACCCUGUCUUUUAACACUUAUUGAUCUUUUAGGCACUGAAGACACCAGUUGGUUAAGUUUAGCAAGUGGAAUUUCCCCCAUUCAUCCAUUAUGCAUUUCUUCAGCUGUGCAACUGUACGGGGCCUACAUUGCCUUAUUUUGUGCUUCAUAAUGCACCCCACAUUCUCAAUCGGAGACUGGUCAGGACUCU
Molecule: messenger RNA, 1866 nt
Organism: Ictalurus furcatus (blue catfish)
Lineage: Eukaryota; Metazoa; Chordata; Actinopteri; Siluriformes; Ictaluridae
Exons: 6
Coding region: 137-637 (166 amino acids)
Cellular component (GO): membrane
Source: RefSeq, a predicted model, not a curated record